AUGUUAAUCAAAGAUUGCUUCGUCAGAGGUGGUAAAAUACCAACGAAUGGCUCCAGCGGUGUGCAGCCAUUCACACCUCAUGGCUCCAGCGGUGUGCAGCCAUUCACACCUCAUGGCUCCAGCGGUGUGGAGCCAUUCACACCUCAUGGCUCCAGCGGUGUGGAGCCAUUCACACCUCAUGGCUCCAGCGGUGUGGAGCCAUUCACACCUCAUGGCUCCAGCGGUGUGGAGCCAUUCACACCUCAUGGCUCCAGCGGUGUGGAGCCAUUCACACCUCAUGGCUCCAGCGGUGUGCAGCCAUUCACACCUCAUGGCUCCAGCGGUGUGCAGCCAUUCACACCUCAUGGCUCCAGCGGUGUGGAGCCAUUCACACCUCAUGGCUCCAGCGGUGUGGAGCCAUUCACACCUCAUGGCUCCAGCGGUGUGCAGCCAUUCACACCUCAUGGCUCCAGCGGUGUGGAGCCAUUCACACCUCAUGGCUCCAGCGGUGUGCAGCCAUUCACACCUCAUGGCUCCAGCGGUGUGCAGCCAUUCACACCUCAUGGCUCCAGCGGUGUGCAGCCAUUCACACCUCAUGGCUCCAGCGGUGUGCAGCCAUUCACACCUCAUGGCUCCAGCGGUGUGCAGCCAUUCACACCUCAUGGCUCCAGCGGUGUGCAGCCAUUCACACCUCAUGGCUCCAGCGGUGUGCAGCCAUUCACACCUCAUGGCUCCAGCGGUGUGGAGCCAUUCACACCUCAUGGCUCCAGCGGUGUGGAGCCAUUCACACCUCAUGGCUCCAGCGGUGUAGAGCCAUUCACACCUCAUGGCUCCAGCGGUGUGCAGCCGUUCACACCUCAUGGCUCCAGCGGUGUGGAGCCAUUCACACCUCAUGGCUCCAGCGGUGUGCAGCCAUUCACACCUCAUGGCUCCAGCGGUGUGCAGCCAUUCACGCCUCAUGGCUCCAGCGGUGUGCAGCCAUUCACACCUCAUGGCUCCAGCGGUGUGCAGCCAUUCACACCUCAUGGCUCCAGCGGUGUGCAGCCAUUCACACCUCAUGGCUCCAGCGGUGUGGAGCCAUUCACACCUCAUGGCUCCUACUGA
Procambarus clarkii (red swamp crayfish) is the source of this 1083-nucleotide messenger RNA. Lineage: Eukaryota; Metazoa; Arthropoda; Malacostraca; Decapoda; Cambaridae. The record is from RefSeq and is a predicted model, not a curated record.